AUGAGCAUCGCGCCAGUACCUCGCUCUCCUAGCGUUGUAGCCCAGUCAACACAUUCCACGCUAGACGCCAAUACCGGGAAACGGCGCGCGCUCGACAGCCAGUGUACCACCAAGAUCUCGUCGAAAGGCGAGUCAACCACGGCGUUGGGGCUAUUGAGACUGGAAUGGGAGAUCUUGACUCUUAGCACCGCCGUCAAGCUACUCCUAUUUCCGACCUACCACUCUACCGACUUUGAGGUGCACCGCAAUUGGCUGGCCAUCACCCGCACUCUCCCCAUCCGCGAUUGGUACUUUGAAGCAACUUCACAAUGGACGCUCGACUAUCCGCCCUUCUUUGCCUACUUUUCCUGGCUUCUUGCUCAACCGGCGCCAUUGGUCGAUCCGCUGAUAGUGAGCUUGCACGAGGGGCUUGAAUAUGCAGCGUGGUCAUGCAAGGCCUACAUGCGUACCACGGUCGUGGUCACUGAGCUCGUUCUCGCAGCAGCCUUGCUGGCUCACGCGAGGUUAGGUGCACAGAGGACGGUCAAGAUCGGAUACUCGGAUCAAGUGUCGGCAACGGGCGUGUCGACCUCGUAUCUGCUCGCAGCAAGCCUGCUGAUGCACCCAGGGCUGAUCAUCAUUGAUCACAUACAUUUCCAGUACAAUGGCUUCCUGUUCGGUAUCCUGGCAUGGUCGCUCUGGGCUGCUCGGGAGGACAAGCCGCUGUGGUGCGCUUUCCUGUUCAGCUCUCUUCUUAAUCUCAAGCACAUCUACGUCUACGUUGCGCCGCCAUUUCUGAUCUUCCUUCUGCGGUCCUAUGUCUUUCCCAUCGGCAGUCGAGCAAGCGAUCUUGGACGCAGCUUUGAACGUCUGCUCACGGUGGGCGUGGUCACUUUGAUCCCCUUCUUGCUCAGUCUGGCACCCGUUGCAAUUGAUGGAUUGCGACACGAGAAGGGCUCCUUCGGCGUUCUCACACAAAUGGUGCAGAGGCUGUUCCCGUUCAGUCGCGGUCUGAUCCAUGCUUAUUGGGCUCCUAAUGUCUGGGCGCUGUGGACGUUUGCCGAUCGUGUACUGGUCAAGCUGCUACCGAGAAUACCUGCUCUGCGAACUUUGCUACCAGCUAGCUUUUCAGCACGAUUCGAUGGUGCAGCUGGCUCCGGCUUUGCAUCAGCUUCGCGUGGACUGGUGGAAAAGAUUUCGUUUGGUGUGCUUCCCGAGAUCCGCGCCUCGACGUGCUUCGUUCUCACACUGACGUUGACGUCGGUGUACAUGCUCAAGCUAUGGCAGACGCCCACCUAUCGAUCCUUCUUGGCUUCGGUAAGCCUGUGCGGAUUUGCCUCCUUCCUGUUCGGCUGGCACGUGCACGAAAAAGCCAUCAUGCUGCCACUCAUCCCCUACACGUUUCUCGCCGCUGUCGACUAUGCCCACUUUCGGACGUUUGUGCUGCUCAGCGUGUCAGGGAUUGUCUCGCUGUUUCCGCUGCUCUUCACGCCGCAAGAGGAACCGAUCAAGAUUGGCUACUCAGUUUUGUGGGGAUUGCUGGCACUGAGCAUGCUGCAAAGACGCGUGUUGAGACCGGUGCAGUCGAAUCUGGGCAUUUUGGUGCAUCAGCUUGAGACGCUGUAUAUGUGGGGAUUUGUGGCAUUGCAGGUAUAUGUGUCGCUCAUGCACCCCUUGGUGUUUGCAACAGCGGGAGGACAGGAAGCUGUUGUUCCUACAGUCAGCCCGGCCGUUGCGCUAUCCAACCUGACCACGGCCGACAUUGCUGCCUCUGCAUUAGAUGCUGCUGCUGCUGCUCGGUCGUAUGCAGCCACAGUUGCAGCGAACAUGGAAGAUGGCAUUGUGAACGGCUCUGUCCUUUCCACAGCGAUAUCUGACAGCGCAAAAUCGUCAGACUCGCAUGCAAGCAACACAAUGCCGGCAGAGGUCACACUCGUUGAUCCUAUCGAUGCUAUGCCGGUAGCUGCGACGCUGGCCGUCAACACCGCCGACUUUGACGCUCCACAGCCAGCAGCAACACAUUCCGCCGACGUCUUGUCCGUUGCAGCCGCCUCUCAACGCGCUCAAGCGACUGCUCUGACUCCAGAGACAGCGAGACCACACUUGCAGCAAGACGAGAAGCCCAAAAUUGCAUGGUCGUCGUCGUCGUCAUCAAUGGAGUUCCUACCGCUGAUGAUGGUGAGCGUGUACUGCAGCAUCGGCGUUAUCUGGGCAUGGAUCCGAGCUUCCGCGCUGUACCUCUCGAGCGAAUCGUAA
Messenger RNA from Mycosarcoma maydis (corn smut), 2235 nucleotides. RefSeq names its product dolichyl-P-Glc:Glc1Man(9)GlcNAc(2)-PP-dolichol alpha-1,3-glucosyltransferase. Gene Ontology annotation, molecular function: dolichyl pyrophosphate Glc1Man9GlcNAc2 alpha-1,3-glucosyltransferase activity. The transcript has a single exon. The coding region runs from base 1 to 2235 and encodes 744 amino acids. Lineage: Eukaryota; Fungi; Basidiomycota; Ustilaginomycetes; Ustilaginales. The record is from RefSeq and is a predicted model, not a curated record. Gene Ontology annotation, biological process: protein N-linked glycosylation. Gene Ontology annotation, cellular component: endoplasmic reticulum membrane.